GGGCGGCCGGCGGCCGGAGCGUGGCGGCGGCGGCGGCGGGAGAGCGGUUCCGCGGCAGACAAAGAGUGAAAGAAAAGAUGCAGAAGGGUGAAACUGACUUGAAGCUCUUCAGAAGGAAGACAACUAGAAACUGAAGCUCCCAGAAAUAAUACAAAUUAUAACUGUGGUGGAUCCGCAAUGUUUACAUCAUGCAUAAAGCUGGAAGCUUAAGGCAGCAAAAGCCUGUUUGCUGUCAGGGGAGAGAACGGCCUGGGAAACCAACGGCCUGAACCAGUUUGGCCCCGGUAGUCCGCAGCAAGAGUGACUUUCUCUAGUUACUCUGGUUUGACCGCUUGAAAGGAAAACCUUCCAAAACGCGGGAGAUGCAACUGCUUGAUAUUGAUAGUGAUGAAAUGCUGGGUCUUGAAACCAAGUACGACUCCCAGCUGACAGUUUGUUUACACUUAACUUCUACAUUGUGGCACAGCGUGUAGGAAUCUCAGGCUGAAGUGCCGAAGAGCCCGCUUUGCCCUGUUGCUGUUUCGCUAAAUAAAUGAUACCAGCUACUGACCAUGUCAGAGUUCCAAGAUGCUCACCUUGCAGAGGUGAAACCUCUGGUGGAGAAGGAGGAGGCUAUCACUCGCCUCCUUCCAGACUUUGAUGUUCAGGAGCAAGAUGUGGAGACUGUGCAUGGCUCGGUCCAUGUCACCAUGUGUGGGACUCCCAGAGGGAACCGGCCAGCCAUCCUCACCUACCAUGACAUCGGGCUGAAUCAUAAAACAUGCUUCAAUCCUCUCUUCAACUUUGAGGAUAUGCAGGAAAUCACCCAGCACUUUGCAGUCUGCCAUGUGGAUGCACCCGGUCAGCAGGAUGGAGCUCCGUCUUUCCAAGCUGGGUACGUGUAUCCCUCCAUGGAUCAGCUGGCCGAAAUGCUUCCCGGCAUCCUGAAACAGUUCGGGCUGAAGACCGUUAUAGGAAUGGGAACUGGAGCUGGUGCCUACAUCUUAACCAGAUUUGCUUUAAACCAUGCAGAUAUGGUGGAGGGAUUAGUUCUCAUUAAUGUAAACCCUUGUGCUGAAGGUUGGAUGGACUGGGCAGCAACUAAGAUUUCAGGUUGGACAAAUGCUUUACCAGACAUGGUCAUUUCACAUCUUUUUGGAAAGGAAGAGAUUCACAACAACCAUGACCUGAUCCAUACUUACCGUCAGCAUAUUAUUAACGAUAUGAAUCAAACCAACCUUCAUCUCUUUGUCAACUCUUAUAACAGUCGGCGAGACCUGGAGAUUGAGCGUCCUGUUCCCGGAAUAAAUGUUGUCACCCUUCAAUGCCCCGUCCUCCUGGUGGUUGGCGACAGUUCCCCGGCAGUGGACGCCGUGGUUGAAUGCAACUCUAAGCUGGACCCAACAAGGACCACACUUCUGAAGAUGGCUGACUGCGGUGGGCUCCCUCAAGUUUCCCAGCCUGCCAAGCUUGCAGAAGCAUUCAAAUACUUUGUUCAGGGAAUGGGAUACAUCCCCUCUGCUAGCAUGACCAGGCUGAUGAGGUCCCGCACUGCUUCUGGAUCCAGUGUAACCUCUUUGGAAGGACAGAGGAGCCGGUCUCACACCGGGGAAGGCACAAGAAGCCGGUCUCACACCGGGGAGGGAACGAGGAGCCGAUCCCACACCGGGGAAGGUGCCAGGAACCGCUCCCAUACAGACACACGCAUCGAGCUGACGCCGAACUCGGCAAGCAGCGCUGAACAAUCAAGCCCCAAGUCCAUGGAAGUGUCCUGUUAGAUGGCGGUGGGAGGUUUAAACUAGUCACAGUGUGAAAAAGUAAUGGAUGCCCCCUGUGUAUCACAAAAACAUAACUGGUAUUAAUCUCAAGCUAUUCUGUAGGAUGAACUCUGUUCGCCAGGGUCUGACAGGGACCAAAGAAAAGAAGCAUCUCAUUUGCUCUGUCGUUAUUCCUGUAUAUCAGACAGUUGCUGCUAUUGUGCCCUCCUUCAAUGGAUGCCAAAUUCUAAAGGAUACUUGCCAAAAGCUGAUGUGGUUGUAAACACUUCAGAGUCAAACCAGACUUGCUUAAUAUCCUCCUUUAAAAUCAAAGCUGUUACAUGCCCCUUUAUCUCUUAUUCUCUUGAAGUAAACUGGCACAAUUGGAGAUGAGUUUCAAAGAGGGGGAGAAAAAAAAUCACUAUUAAGGAUGGCUUUUAAAGAAGGAAAUGAAACAAAUGUGUUAUGGCCUCAUGUUGAAGCUGGAGUCAAAUUCAUUGUAUAUAGCUUGACUUCAAAUGAUAAAGAAGAUAAUGUAUCGUGCAUUUAUAGGCCUUCUAAUACAUUAGUAUUCAAGCCUGUUUUCCUAUGUACAAUAAUAUACUACUAAAAUAGGCGAUUUUAAUGUGACUUUGGGACGAACUAAAUCUUUAAGCUUUUUUUAUUUUACUUUUUUGAGAUUUAGUUCCAGUCUUCCUUUCCUUCCCCCCCUCCUAGACCCUAAAACUUGCUUAGCCAAAUGAGGAUGUGAUUUAAAUUUAAUAAGCAAGGUAGCAUUUCCUCCUUGGGAUCUUGGGCCAUCGGGUUUACCAUACUGCAAAAGUUGGUGUAGUUGUAACAAGUAGGGUAGCUGUAUAUGCCAGCAAAGCAGAAACAGCUUGAUUUUUCCUUCAGACAGCUUCUUAUCUUUGCAGCUCAAGUUUUUGUGUCCAGCACAAUUGUGAUAAAUUUGGAAUUCUGUAAGAGAAGCCAGAUCCAGCUGUUCUUUGUCAGGAGAGAUGAAUAACUGUGGGAUGGCAUGUCAUUAGAUACUGUACAUUCAACUGCCACUAAUUACUGGAUUUGAAACUCUUGAGAUCUCACUGGUGCUGAGAAGUGUAUUCCACAAAGUGGUGGAGCAACAACACUGUAUCUGAAAUACAGUGCUUAAUGCAUAAAUGUAAUGAUCUGCUGGUUCUGCAUCUUCAGCCUCCGGAAACCUUGGGUUACUUUCUUUGAUGCUAGUGGCUUGAUACCUUUCUGCCAGUCAGAUUUUCACAGUUGGCUGUCCUUCCAACUGUGGGACAGUAGUGGGACAGGAUUUCCAGAGCUCCAGUGCAUACCUGCUGCACUGCAGUCCUUGCACAAACAAGAAAACUCAAAUGCUGAGCAGUUAAAUAGCAAAUGUUAAUACUUUGGGAUUGCUUGUUCAGAACACCAUGUUACUUUAUAUUAACUAGCUUCAGCUCUUGUGUAGAAUAUCCAUAACAGUUUGUGGGAAGAAAAGACAAUUUCCAGAAAGAAUAAAGCUAUUGUGUAAAGUCUAUCAAGAAAAGUUUCUUAAUGAUGUAUUUGUAUUUAUUUCAAAACAAAUAAAUUUGUAACUUUGCAA
This is a messenger RNA of Phalacrocorax carbo (great cormorant), 3327 nucleotides long. The record is from RefSeq and is a predicted model, not a curated record. NCBI's taxonomy places the organism in Eukaryota, Metazoa, Chordata, Aves, Suliformes, Phalacrocoracidae.